Molecule: messenger RNA, 1930 nt
Organism: Haliotis rubra (blacklip abalone)
Lineage: Eukaryota; Metazoa; Mollusca; Gastropoda; Lepetellida; Haliotidae
Product: chymotrypsin-like elastase family member 2A
Exons: 4
Coding region: 1250-1897 (215 amino acids)
Biological process (GO): proteolysis
Molecular function (GO): serine-type endopeptidase activity
Source: RefSeq, a predicted model, not a curated record
CUCAUAAAAGUCGAGAGAGAUUCUUGCACUUGUUAGGGUUGAGACCCAUCCGAUAUUCGAACGCAGACGUACAGAAUAAGGCAAAUACAAACACAGAUCUGUUUCAUAACCGCGGAGCACACCAGGUCCACCAUCAACCGGAAACCAAUCAACACUGUCCCUUUUGUUUCAGUCUAUGCCAGAAUCGGUAGGUAUGGACGACGUAGAUUCUGCCGGAUGUUGGGUCGCCUGGCUCGUGGGAUGUACUACCGGCGGGGAUACAGUCGACUACUAGGGGUCCUGGGAAGGGCGUGUCCUAACAUUGCCUCUUUCCUCAGUCAAGUCUCACCGACCAGACCACCACAAACUCCACGUCCAACAACAAGACCGACCACAACUACAAGAACCACAACGACAACCACCACCACCACGUCAACGACCACGACCACCACGACUACCACCACACCUGCACUAAAAUGUACGAUCAUAGACAAAACAUAUCGUCCUCAGUCUAAUAUUCCAGGAGGCACCACUGUUACAUAUUCAGAAAUAGAUUCUUGAACCUAAAACUGAAAGAAAAUAUUACUCUUCAGAAACAUACUCUAAUUUCAUAUAUAUGAUUUGCUUCCUGAAGCUUGCGGCACAGUCUUGGAUCCUGCCGUCUCGAACCAAAUACGAAACACACUGGUGUCCCUGCGCGUGGUAAAUGGGGCUUCGGCCAAUGUCGGGGAGUAUCAGUUCACAACCACCCUCCUCAUCAACGGACGGUUUGCCUGCGGCGCCACCAUCAUCGACUCUACUCACAUCAUGACCGCUGCCCACUGCACUGCGUAAGUCCUUAGCCUGAUUAAUGUCAUGAUGUCAUGUCAUGUCAUGUCAUGAAUGAAUGAAGAAUUGGUAUGGCACAGCUUUCUUUUGAACAUAUUUGAAGAUGUUUAUUAUUUUCUGCAACGGGCAAUACCUGUGUGAAAUGUUACAGUGAAUGGGUAUGGUUUUACGCCGCUUUUAGCAAUAAUCCCGCCAUAUCAAGGCGUGGGACACCUGAAAUUGGCUUAACACAUUGGACCCAUGUGGAGAAUCGAACCCCGGGUCUUCAGCGUUACGGGCGAACGUUGUAACCAUUGGACUACUCCAACGCCGCAAAUCUAACGCGACGUGAAAAUGCUUAUAGUUCAAUCAUCCCCCUUGAAGACGUUAUCACAAAUCAAAACACAUUUAUUAAAUCUAUUAUAAGAUAAGAAAAGCAUAAAUUAGUUUUAAAACAAUUUUAAUGCAAAAUGUUAAAAUUCCUGAUUCUCUGAAGUUCCUGAAUGCUAUUCCUGAUUCUCUGUCACGGUGCAGUGAUCAAACUGCGUCGUCACUCUCUGUGGGCGUGGCUGAAUUCGACUUGACCCAAGCUGAUGGAGAGCAGGUCAUCCAGGUGUCCACCAUCACUGACCACCCGAACUACGAUUCAGUUAACACGAUCAAUGACAUCUCGAUACUAACCCUGGAAAGGCCUAUUGACGGUAUAGACAAUGCCGAGCCUGUGUGUCUUCCUACUGGCUCUCAAUGCACCAACCUCGUCAACCGGCAGUGCACCGUCACCGGUUGGGGAGCGACAGCUACGACUAAUGGUCGCCCAGUGGCGUUCCCGGACACGCUGCAGGAGGCGGUAGUCGCCACCUACGAUGCCGCGAGAUGCCCGACAAACUCCCCCGCUUCCUCCAACGUCAACACUCAGAUCUGUGCUGUCGGCAACACCGACACCUGCAACGGGGACUCCGGCGGGCCGCUGGUGUGCCAGUAUGACGGGACGUGGGUUCAGUGUGGCAUCACCUCCUAUGGACCUGCCAACUGUAACCUGGCCGAGACUAACGGCAUCUACACCGACGUCUCCGCCUACACUGAUUGGAUCAACUCCGUUAUCAGCAGCUAGAUGUACGUGUAACAUACACGAAAUAAAACAGCU